AUUUUCAAGGAUUUCGUCUGAAUUUAGCCAAAUAACAACUAGGAAGCCCUUGUGGAGCAUUAGUGUGGUUUACAACAACGCCAGGAAUUCAUAGGAAGAAACAUGGGAGGUGGAGACUUGAACCUGAAGAAGAGCUGGCACCCUCAGACCCUGCGAAACAUCGAGCGAGUCUGGAAGGCCGAACAAAAGCACGAAGAUGAGCGCCGUAAGAUCGAGCAACUCCAGAACGAACUCAGGGAGGAGAAAGCUCGGGAGGACAUGCAACUGUUCGCUGAAGAACAGGGAGCCGUUAGGAAGAAAGAUGACCGUUUGAACUGGAUGUACCAGGGCCAGCCUGAAGUGAACCGUGAUGACUACCUUCUGGGGAAGCCCAUCGACAAGGCCAUUCAGGAGGCCACCGCGGGGAAGUCUGAGGACUCUGGGCUGGCCGAUAACGUGCCCGGCGCAACCUUCAGCCAAUCAAACGUCAACUCAGCUGUGGACAUGGCAGCCAAGAUUCGCGAAGACCCACUCUUUGCUAUCAAACAACGUGAGCAGCAAAGCAAGAAGGAUCUCCUGAACAAUCCUGUCAAGAUGAAGCAGCUCCAACAAAUGCUGAAAGUGACUUUGGACAAGAAGGACAAGAAAAAGAAGAAGAAAGACAAGAAGAAGAAGCACAAGAAGCAUAAGCGGUCCAGCAGCAGUGACAGUGAUGAGGGGGCGGGGAGGGGCGUCAACGGACAUGCCGCCAGCAAGGCACACAGGUCAAGGUCACGGAGCAGGUCACCACCAGCUGCAAAGGUCAAACACAGGUCAAAGGUCAGGAGGUCAAGAAGUCUUUCCCAGUCUCCUCAGAGGUCAGGUAACAGACACAAGGCCAGUUUUGAGUCUUAUAAAGAGCGAAGGAGGUCUCGGACUCCCUCCCCCUCAAGGUCAAGGGUGAGGAGAAGGUCAAGGACACCAUCUCCAAGGUCAAAAGUCAGUAGACACAGGAAGAGCGAAAGCAGGUCUCCAAAUAAAGCCAGACGGUAUCAGUCUAGGUCACCAGUGAGGUCAAGGUCACCUGUGAGAAGAAAGUCAAGGUCACCCAUCAGGAAGAAGUCACAAUCACCAGUAAGGAGAUCUCCUCGAAGGAAGAGAUCCACGUCAAGAAGUGUUUCACCUCCAAGAAGAAACGGACCCCCAGUCAAGAAAGGAGGGACUGCCAAGAGGAAGCUUGAUCCAGAAGAACUGGAGCGGCGCCGUCGGGAAAUGAUGCAGGAUGCCAAGACACGAGACGAUGAACGGUCACAGCGCGUACAGAAGUACAAGGAGGAAGCAGCGAAGGAGAGAGAAGAGGACGACAAAUUCCGGGGGAAAGAGAGAGCAUUCCAUGGAUUGCUCACACAUACUGCGGCUACAGUUGAGGACAGAAUCAAGAGGAAGGUCCACUCACUGCAGAGAACUGAAGCUUCCAAGGAAAAGUUCUUCAACAGAUGAAAACUUCUUGUUCUUACCUCAAUACAUCAUAAAAACCCUUGUAUAAUAUUGGGACCAGGCAAAUUGACACAUUUUUCAGUAACCAUUGGAAUUAUCUACUUUUUAUGUCAUACCAUAAGACCAUGUCCAUGUGUAUAAUGUGCUACUACUGAAAACUUCUUUGAUUUAACAAUUGCUCACUGUAGCUCUGCAUAUUUUUUAUCUGCUGUAAAAGAACAUGCAUGUACAUACAUGAAAGAUAUGUUUCAACAGGCGUAAGUGUAACUGUGUGAUCAUUUUCCCAUAAUUUGUAAUUACAUGUUUACUAUAAGAAUGGAAAUGGUGGUUGUACAGAAUAGGUCAAUUAACUUCACAUUGAAAAGUGCAGAAGACACAACCUUUCUAUUUACUUUUUAAAGCACAUUUGUUUGAUUAUUGUUUGUCUUAUAUACCUUUUGUAAAUAUUUUUGAUCAAUGUUUUUUUUAGGCACAAACAUUUUGUAAUCAUGAUGAUCUGACAUAUUGUAGGCACAGAUUUUCCAUCUUUUUAUUGUAUGUCAGUAUGACCUUACUCUAGGUGUUGUGUGCUUUCAUGCAGAUAAAGUACACUCCGUAAACAAACCCCACUUCACUGAAUCAGUGUCAAACUAUUGACUGCUUUUACCUAGUAACGUUAUUAUUACUGAACUGGUAGCUUUCUUUCUGAAAAACUGUAACUAUUGGGGCCUAAUAUAGUAGAGCGCGAUGUGGCUCCAUCUAUUUAAUCACCGUGAUAGUAUGAAAGCGUCUACGAACGAAGAUGGACAU
Branchiostoma belcheri (Belcher's lancelet) is the source of this 2244-nucleotide messenger RNA. RefSeq names its product pre-mRNA-splicing factor CWC25 homolog. Gene Ontology annotation, cellular component: U2-type spliceosomal complex. Bases 103 to 1458 code for a protein of 451 amino acids. Gene Ontology annotation, biological process: mRNA splicing, via spliceosome. NCBI's taxonomy places the organism in Eukaryota, Metazoa, Chordata, Leptocardii, Amphioxiformes, Branchiostomatidae. The transcript is spliced from 7 exons. The record is from RefSeq and is a predicted model, not a curated record.